Molecule: messenger RNA, 982 nt
Organism: Arabidopsis arenosa
Lineage: Eukaryota; Viridiplantae; Streptophyta; Magnoliopsida; Brassicales; Brassicaceae
Source: the annotation of a GenBank genome assembly
GCACUACACCUGGGCAUAACGCGACUGGAAAAUGAUGAGCAAACCACCGAGUAGUGCCAUUCGUUCUGUCUGUGGCAACUAUUCUCCAUUCUUUAGGUGGUGGUGGUGGUAUGUUGCAGAAAUGCCUUUUCCACAUUCUAUGUUGGCAUGGAUGCGCUGGAUAUCGAGAAGUCUUCUCCCGUGGCUUAUCCCAUCGCCGAGACACGUGUCGCUGUUCCCAGUGGUUCAAUUGCCGGCCGGAUGGUGUGUAAGAAAGAGGAGAGCAGCAGACGUAGCAGUCUCCGUCGCCUUCAAUCCUUCUGGCAAUUUCGACAUCUCUGCCUUCGAGAAUGACCAAGAUCCUUCAGAUAAAGUGGAACCUCCGAUGCCUCCGACGACGGGACGGUACGAAGUAGUGAUCGACAACGACUCAAUUGGGAGGCUUGACCUAUCCCCGUUUCAGAGAGCCACCGGCAUAACCUCACCUUCCUCUGCUGAACCAAAACGGUAUUUGGAUCGAACAAUCGGAUUCACCAUCAACUACAGGAGAGAAGACCCAGGGGAUCCGCGGGAGCUGUCAGAGUACCCAGACAUAAGACUGUGGUUCGUGAGGCUGGACGCGAUGUACCCAUGGCUGCCUCUGCUGCUGGACUGGCGAGCUGGAGAGCUUGCUCGAUAUGCGGCCAUGUUAGUGCCGCACCAGAUGAGCUUGAGAAUGGGUGUCGUUUUCAAUCCGGAGGCGUUGGAGCUUUUCGUGAUGAACAAAGUGUUUGUGGUUUAUCCGUGGCUGAAACGGCACGGCGUCCCUAAGCCCAGGUUGAAGACGAGCGACAUGGCCAGGAUGCUCGGCUUCGGUAUCGGCGAUGAACUCUUCGACUUGAUCGAUCAUCAAUAAAUGAAUUGUGUUCUUCAAUCAGAGCCCUGAUUACAUAAGUGGGCCUAAUUAUGGGCUUCUAAUGAAAAAGGCCUGAAGAUAGUGUAGUAGUAAAAAGAGACUUUUUUU